AUGGGGAAUUCAUGCUGCACAAAUCAACCUCCAGAAACAGAUAAGCAGGUUGAGACAAAGCCAGAGGAUAUGAGCAAGUUAAUUUAAUAGGAGUCUAAGAACGAGGAAGAACCUUUAAAGUAAAUAACAUCAAUUCCUACUUUAUCUGUGUAGCCUUCGUUGUUUAUUUAGAUGAAGAGGGAAACCAUUUAUGGCACUUAUCAAGUGGGGAAGCUAUUGGGAGAAGGUGCGUAUGGGCAAGUUUCCAUAGUAACCCACAGAGUGACAGGGAUGCAAAGGGCAAUGAAGGCAAUUCGUAAGGACUGCUUAUUUGAGGAGGAGCAGGCGAAACUAUUUUCUGAGAUGACGAUUCUGAAAAACCUUGAUCAUCCACACAUAGUGAAUUUAUUCGAGCUAUUUGAGGAUGAUAAAUUUUAUUAUUUGAUAACAGAAUACUUACGUGGAGGGGAAUUGUUUGAUCGUAUUCAGAAGGCGAAAAAUUUCAGUGAAGCAGAUGCGGCUAGAUAUAUGAAGUAAGUGAUGUAGGCCGUGUGUUACUGUCAUUCAAAGAAUAUAGUUCAUAGGGAUUUGAAACCCGAGAAUAUUAUUUUCGCUUCCGAAGAUUAAUAUUCAAUCUUGAAAGUGAUUGAUUUUGGGACCUCAAGAAAAUUUGAGCAUAAUUAAAACAUGUCUAAGAGAUUGGGAACGCCUUAUUACAUAGCACCGGAAGUUCUCCAGAAGAAAUACAAUGAGAAAUGCGAUGUGUGGUCAUGUGGUGUCAUACUCUACAUUUUAUUGGCUGGAUACCCACCUUUUUAUGGGAGGAAUGAAACUGAGAUCUUUGAUAGAAUUUUAAAGGGCAAGAUCCCUUUUCAUACUACUGAAUGGAACAAGAUAUCUAAAGAAGCCAAGAAUCUGAUCUCGAAUAUGUUGUGUUUGGAUGUAGAAAAGAGGUAUUCUGCCUAAUAAGUGUUUGAUGAUCCUUGGUUACAACAAGGAUAAGGCGAAAAUUUGAUUGAUGAUAGUUUCCUUAAGAAUUUAACAGAAUUCAGUGCGAAGACUUUAUUGACUUUCAUGGCCAGCCAAAUGAUUCAACCAAAGGAGGUCGAAUAAAUACAAGAGUUAUUUAAACAAUUGGAUCGAAAUGGGGAUGGCAAAUUGUCGAAGGAUGAAUUAAUUACAGCAUUCUAAUAGAAAGUGUAAAGUGGUGAUCGGUUAAUCGAAAAUAUGGAAAUCAAGAUCAAUAAGAUUGUUACAGAGAUAGAUGUGAAUAUGUCUGGGUACAUUGAUUAUACUGAAUUCAUUGUGGCUUGUUUGAAAUAUGAAAAGUUAUUGACAAUCGAAAAAAUUAAAUAAACAUUCAAAAUAUUCGAUAUUGAUGGUGAUAAUUACAUUUCAAAAGAAGAGCUUCAACACAUAAUGGAAGGUGUGGAUGAUGACAUUUGGAAACAGUUCCUAGUAGAAUGUGAUCAAGAUAAUGAUGGUAAAAUAUCGGAAGAAGAGUUCAUCAAUCUUCUAUCAGAUAAAUUUUGA
Molecule: messenger RNA, 1512 nt
Organism: Paramecium tetraurelia
Lineage: Eukaryota; Ciliophora; Oligohymenophorea; Peniculida; Parameciidae
Exons: 9
Biological process (GO): protein autophosphorylation; intracellular signal transduction; peptidyl-serine phosphorylation
Cellular component (GO): cytoplasm; nucleus
Molecular function (GO): calcium/calmodulin-dependent protein kinase activity; calmodulin binding; ATP binding
Source: RefSeq, a predicted model, not a curated record